Messenger RNA from Hypomesus transpacificus, 3174 nucleotides. RefSeq names its product DCN1, defective in cullin neddylation 1, domain containing 4 (S. cerevisiae) (gene dcun1d4). Gene Ontology annotation, cellular component: ubiquitin ligase complex. The transcript is spliced from 12 exons. The record is from RefSeq and is a predicted model, not a curated record. Bases 237 to 1079 code for a protein of 280 amino acids. Gene Ontology annotation, biological process: protein neddylation; positive regulation of ubiquitin-protein transferase activity. Gene Ontology annotation, molecular function: ubiquitin conjugating enzyme binding; ubiquitin-like protein binding; cullin family protein binding. Lineage: Eukaryota; Metazoa; Chordata; Actinopteri; Osmeriformes; Osmeridae.
GUGUCCCUCUGAGAAGACUGAGCAAUGGGGAUCCGUCGUGGGAUGGUUUUCGGUAAUGCACGAGGAGAUUCACAAUAUUGACGUUUGUAGCCAUGUCAGCCAGUCAGCGAGACGCCGGGCGCGGUCAAUGAGUCCGUCUUCAACCCGAAAUCAUCUACGGGCAUACGUUACGUUAACAAGUCCCGCCUCCUGGCCGGUCUGCGGACUUCACACAGACAGUUGAGUGUUUCAUAAAAAUGCACUCUGAUGCGGCAAGUUUUCAGCUCAACUCCCAUCUGUCUCCUCUAGCCAGCAUCCACAGCAUCUACCACACCCUCCACAGGCUGAACAUAACAGAGGAGGUUGGACAGGACAGUCACUCCUCAGCCUGCUGUUCCAGAGCCAUGCCCCCCAGGAAAAAGAGGAGACCCACAGCCGGAGAUGACUUGACAGCUAAGAAGAGCCGCCAUGACAGUCUUCUCAGGAAGCAUGAGACACCCCAGAUCAGGGAGCAGGAAAGCUUCUCCAGUAAGAGAUGCCUGGAGUGGUUCUACGAGUACGCAGGCUGUGACGAUGCAGUGGGUCCAGAAGGGAUGGAGAAGUUCUGUGAGGACAUCGGAGUGGAACCAGAAAAUGUGGUGAUGCUGGUUCUGGCCUGGAAGCUGGAUGCCCAGAGUAUGGGCUACUUUACCCUUCAGGAGUGGCUUAAAGGCAUGGGCUCCUUACAGUGUGACUCCACAGAGAGGCUGAGGAACACUCUGGACUACCUGAGAUCCAUGCUGAACGACAAUACCAACUUCAAGCUCAUCUACCGAUACGCCUUCGAUUUUGCCAGGGAAAAGGACCAGAGGAGUUUGGACUUGAACACAGCCAAGUGCAUGCUGGGAUUGCUACUGGGGAAGACAUGGCCACUGUUCCCUGUGUUCAAUCAGUUCCUGGAGCAAUCCAAGUACAAGGUGAUCAAUAAGGACCAGUGGUGCAACGUUCUAGAGUUCAGCAGAACCAUCAACCUGGACCUCAGUAACUAUGACGAGGACGGAGCCUGGCCCGUGUUGCUGGAUGAGUUUGUGGAGUGGUACAAGGAGAGGGAUAUGUCCUAGUCCUGCAGCAACAACAAUAACAGCUCUUAAGAAACUACAACCACAGAGUAAACAAACAAUAUGGAGUAGCUGCAUGUGGGCAGUGGAAGGGGGUGGGGUGGGGGGUGGGACGGGGGUGGGGGGCCUGAAAGGGCCAUGGCAGAGACAACAACCACCUCUGGAAAACCAUUUCCUUACCAGUGUUGCAUUGUGGGAGGAGAACCCAUGGUCAGCUGGGACGCUGCUUCACUGUGAAGUGUGUGAUGAUACCAUCAGCCCUCGGCCCAGCUGGGAGGCUGUCCUAAACCAGGGCCCUUUGACCCGGGAACAUCUGAAUAUUGUAGAACCGUGUUGGACUCCCAUCUGUGCUUGUCCUCCAUAAAUGACAACAACCCUCAUUUUGUAUAGUUUCAGAGUGUUUGAGAUGGGAUUCUUGGAGAAGCACACUGUGUCAAAUGGCUGAGGUCAGGGGUCCAGGGUCGGGUGUGUUUACAGUCGUCCUAUGAUAAUUGAGCCUAGUUUCCCGCCCUUUUCUCUGAGCAGGGCGGGGAUUAUCUACCCCCCCAGGAUUGGCUCGACCUCGCACCACUAAACCAAUCAGAUUGCUGCUGACAAACUCUUAUUACGGCACAGCGGCAGCCCCCGCCAACCAGCACUCAUUGGUCACAUGACCAUUUGAUGUAUCCAUGGCAACGCUGUGGUGAUAGUAAGAGAGUUUCUUGUGCCUCAAAAAUAUGGAAGUCACUUUACGUAUUCAACUUGCAUAUAAACUUGCAGCACACACAUGCACACCCACAUGCACAGAUAUGCAUGAAUAUACACACACACACACACAUACAUGCGCACACAAACCCUCAGUGGUCAGGUAUAGAUUCAGGAUGUUGGGACUGUGUUCAGAGCUAAAAUGCAGCAUGUUUGUUUCUAUCUUUGUAACUAGCAAACAUCUUCCCUAGUUCGCUGGAGUUGUCGUCUUCUCACUCACUAGUCUCCUGCUCCCUCGUCCCCUGCUUCCUAGUCUGCUCAUCCCGAGUCGUCGCCUCCUCCCUCCUCUCCGUCUCACUCACGAGUCUCCUACUCCCUAGUGUUCUACUUCUCACUCACUAGCCUCCUGCUCCCUGGUCCCUUCCUCCCUGGUCUCAUCCUCCCUGGUCUCCUCCUUACUGGUCUCCUUCUUCCUGGUCUCCACUUCCCUAGCCCCCCUCCCCCUCUCCCCUCAAGGCUGUAGGUCCUAUGAGGAUGAGCAGAGCAGCAUGGGUGCAGCGCCAGCACCACCAGCCAGAGGUGGGCCCAGCCCCUCGGACGUCUAGGUGCAGCAUGAUGUUGAUGCUAUGCUAGCCAGGUUUAGCAUCGUGUUCAUGCUACACUGGCUAGGAGUAGUAUGGUGUUUAUGCUAUGCUAGCUAGGUUAAGCAUGGUGUUAAUGCUGUGCUAGCUUGGUGUAGCAUGGUGUUGAUGCCAUGCGAGCUAGGUGUAGCAUGGUGUUCAUGCUACGCUGUUCUGCUAGCAUCAAGUAACGUCUUAUUAACACUCGUAUAAACUUUAGUCUCUGGCUGUGAUGUGAUGCUGAACUGUUUUAAGGGUGGGAGUAAUUGCAUGCUCGCUCCAUCAGAGCCUUCUGUGAAUGGAUGAGAUUUUGUUUUGUACAGGAAUUUGUGCUGAAUUGUUGCUGUGUUUUGUAUGAUGUCCUCACUUAUGUCUUAUUACACACCUGAAAACCACCAACUGUGGAUGUUAACACAUAACACACCUCUCUCGCUCUCUUCCUUCCUCUCUCCAACUCUCACCUUCAACAUUCUCUCUCUCUCAUGCACACCCAAUUUCCCCCACUCUUUGUAAGCAUUAGUGUUUACAUCGUCAGACUAGCCACCACCCCACCUAUCAGGACUGUCAAGGAGCUCUCCCGGUGGAGGGUGAGAAGACCUGUAGGAGCUGGAGCCAGCUGUAGGACUGCUCACUAAUCACUUGCACAGAGACUAACUCUGAGCUGUCCGGUCACUCCAGGAGGGACUAACAGUUACGUUGUCCAGGCUGUAAAUACAGUGUGUACAGUAUGUAUGUGUGUGUUUUCACUGUAACCUAUCUCUCUAUACAGAUAUAAAGGGGUUUAUUAACUUAAA